ACACAACCGUUGGAUCAGUUCCGGUGAUCAUCACGUGAUCAACAGCACUGACCGAUGACUCGGACAAAGUCGACGCCCGUAGCGAAGAGGCCGGAGCCGAGCGGCGGCCACAGCGACGACAACCGCAUCGGCGAUGAAGACAACGACGAUAUCAGUCUCAUCGACGACAGCGACAUCGUUACCAUCGAUGACGGAUCCGAUUGCGAACUCAUACCAUCGCUGCCAUCGCUGAUGAGUAGUAGUAGUAGUAGUAGUGGUCGUCGUUGUCGGCCGUCGGCGAAGAAGCGCCGAAAGAGCCGCAAAAGUGACCGCAAAUACGAUUUCGUUGUGCGACAAGAGUUUGAGCGCUUCCUGACGGACGCCAACUUCUUCCUCACCAUUCAUUAUCGGCCGCGAACCAAUGAAGACAGUCUUGUCGACGACCCGAUGCCCUCCACUACCACCACAACCAUUACCGUUGUGGACGUCGAGGACACCACUCACUGCCGUUUGGGUUCAUUCAGUAUUGAAGUGUUGCCCGAAGACAUCACAUCCGUUGGUGACAGUGACAGCACCGAUGGU
Messenger RNA from Medioppia subpectinata, 561 nucleotides. Lineage: Eukaryota; Metazoa; Arthropoda; Arachnida; Sarcoptiformes; Oppiidae. The record is from the annotation of a GenBank genome assembly.